Messenger RNA from Baudoinia panamericana UAMH 10762, 963 nucleotides. RefSeq lists its product as uncharacterized. The coding region runs from base 64 to 555 and encodes 163 amino acids. The transcript has a single exon. NCBI's taxonomy places the organism in Eukaryota, Fungi, Ascomycota, Dothideomycetes, Mycosphaerellales, Teratosphaeriaceae. The record is from RefSeq and is a predicted model, not a curated record.
CUCGAUGCCUACCGCUGUGCAAUCAGUCUGAUCAGUUGUUCUUGACCAAGGCUAUACACACCCAUGGCACAACCUUCUCGGCAGCCGAAGAUGAUGUCUUCGCGUUUGCUUACGAUGAAGUUCAUGCAAAGAUCGGCUGGCUCUCCGCCUUCGCCUGCGCCAACCACGCCUUCAGAACCACCGUCCAAGAAGCAGCGGUUAUCGUACGGCUCUUCUGCUUCUACACCAUCAAGAACGCCGCGCUCAGAUGCAAAGCUCGUCCGGGAAGCGCUUGAGGCGGAAGAAAGCAAGCGAGCCCAAGCGCUAGAACGUGAAGCAGCAGACAGAGGCGAGACGAAGUGGUACUUGAGCUUCAAGGAGACCCGCCCGUCCGUUUCGCAGUCGCCGCUGCGAGUAGUACCGGCGGGCUACGCUGCGCUAGAUACUGCGGGGGUCGAGCGCUCAUCAAAUCAGCUCGAUGACGAAGUGUUUACGCCAAGCGUGAGUGGCAGGAGGAGCUUCGGCAACUUCAACAAUGCCGCAGAGGUAUGUAAGUGUGCAUUCACUGCUAUCUAGGGCUCACGAAUAUACAGAAGAGGCGUGGUUCUGAUGCAUCGUCCUCGGCGCCUUCAGAUGCCGGCUCUGGCGACCUAGAUGCGGACGAGAGUGAUGACCCUACUGGCGCCAAAGCACUGAUCGCCCAAUCACGAAAGGAGGCUGCCGAGAAAGUACGCGCCGAACGAAAAGCGAAGCGCCACGUCGAACAAGCAGAGAAUCAUCGUCUAGCUGAGGAGCGUCGCAGCAAAGAGAUCAAGCUGAACCAGCUAACCAGCAUAUCCGGUGGUCGCAAUGGAGGUUCGCCCAGUAAUAACCUGGUGUGUCACGAGUGCGGCCAGAAAGGGCACAAGAAACGAGACUGUCCACGGCUACGCGAGCGACAACGUGGCCAUUGAAGCCGGCUCUGUCUGAAUCACAGGAUAUGGA